Messenger RNA from Mytilus trossulus (common blue mussel), 13671 nucleotides. RefSeq names its product E3 ubiquitin-protein ligase RNF213-like. The record is from RefSeq and is a predicted model, not a curated record. Bases 1 to 11685 code for a protein of 3894 amino acids. Lineage: Eukaryota; Metazoa; Mollusca; Bivalvia; Mytilida; Mytilidae. Gene Ontology annotation, molecular function: ubiquitin-protein transferase activity; ATP hydrolysis activity. The transcript has 72 exons.
AUGAAAUCAUUUGGAAUAUUUCAGCAUGGAACUUAUAAAAACCUAGACUGGCUGAAAUCUGUGAAAAAAUCUCAUGGUUCAGUGGAAGUUAAUUCCUUGUGCCAAGCAGAAGCAAUAAAUGCUGGUGGUGUUUAUGUAGUUGGAUAUCCAGGAGCUGACACAUCAACCAAGAAACUUCUACUAGGAGAUGUACUAGAUUUGUCUGUGAACCAAGAGACCAAUGAAAAUGAAGAAUCAGACAAACAGAAGAGAGGACUUGACAUACUAGAGAAGAAUAAGUAUAACUAUGGAGAACUGCAAGAUCUGCAAUCAAGACUAAUGUUAGUUGCUGGGAAAACAGAGAAAGGAAAUGAUGAAGUGGAAAGAUUUACGAUGAUUUUGGAUUCAGUGGUAAGACUUGGAAAUAUAUACACAAAGCUGGUUUCUGAUGGAUGUGUUCUCUUUACAAGCUGGAAUGCUACUUUCUUAUGUGACAAAAAGAGACCAGUUUGUGUAUUUAUAAACUUUGGUCAGGGGAGAGAAAUGCAAACAUUGAAAGGAAAUGCUGAUGAUGUUACAUACAUAAUACCAAAAAUUGCAGAGUUCCUUGAAAAUUGUCACAAGAAAUGGUUGAGUUACAUCAAUGAGAAAAGGGAGCAGUACUAUUUGCUGAAUUAUUUUUCAAUUGAUCAAAUUGUUAUACUUCAACAAGAACUUGUAAAAUUGGGUUUGGAACAAGUUCCAUCAGUUCUUAUAUAUCCAAUGCUGUCAGCUGUUAAACAUGAUUGUACAGAGAACGAUCUGAUGAUGGCACUGUCCAUGGCAAAGCAUGAUGUCAUUCAGAAGGAAUCUUCAAAAGAUGCAGACCAAAAUGAAACUGAACCAGAAACCAACGAUCAAGAAGAAUUGAAUGAAGAUGCAGAAGAACUUUUGAAGGAGAUAAUUGAAAAUUAUUUCUCAGAAGAGCUAGCUAGAGAAGCAUUGAAACAUUGCACUGAUAUUGAAGAAGCUCUUUUAUGGUGUGAUGAACAUGAAGCUGAUUUCAAGAAAAUGACAGAAGAGAAGACUGCUGUCGAGCCUGAUGAUGAAGUUCCAGAGGACACACCUUAUUCUGGAUGGAUACACACAAGUGAAUCCAUGGCGUCCAUGACAGCAACCUUAGUACAGCAACUUCCUAUGGACCAAGAGGAAAAUGCUUUUAAAAGAUUACAGACAGCAUUACAAGACCUUUGGGACAAGUUCCUUAAUUCUAUUUCCGCCAGUGUGUCUGACUACCUUAGUAUAGAGCACUUAUGUCUUAUUCUAGAAAGAUUGUCUGGACAAGAAACCAUUACCAUUGAAAGAACAAUGUCACCAUACUUGAAACACGGAGAACCAAAUCUUAUCAUAGUUCAAGAAAGUGAAAUCUACAAUACAGUUUUGUCAAUAUACAACCAUGAGGAAGACCAGCCCCUCCCACAGUCUGAUGAAGUUCUGUUGUGUACUCCAACCACUACGCUGGAUGUGGUGGAAAUCUUCUGGAGGCGAUGUCUAUUUGCAGAAAAUGAGAAAAUCUACUGUUUAGUUAAUGCUGAUAUAUUAGACUAUGAUGUUGCUGAUAAAGCAGAAAGAAAACUACAAAGUCUAAUGACAAGCUCAAAAAGCAAUGUUGCAAAAUACAAACUAGUUAUACUGUGUUGUGCAGAAAAUGAAAAUAAGUCUGUUAUUGUGAGGGCUUUAACAAAAUAUCAUCGACCACAGCUGUUUGCAGUGAAUGUUCAGAAUGUGAAGCAGCACCUAUUGAGAAAGUUGAUAAUUGACUCACCAGUCAAUGGCAAUACAUCAGCUUCUUCCGUAGAUUUUGAAAGGUCGAGUGUGAGAGUUGUCAAAUCCUGCCGAGCUGGAGUUGGUAAAUCUCUAUACAAGAAAAGAAUGGUCAGUGAUUUACUACAAAAGCAGAGUAGAAGGAGCAUGAGAUUCCAACAACAUGACUUAACUAUACCUUUACAUGAUAAAUCUAUUGACAUUGAUGAAAUAAUGGAAGCUUUUCUAGAUGUUACACUUCCACCAACAGAAUUGAGGCCGAGGAUAUUUCAUAUUGACUUAUCUCAUGAGGUACAGAAUGGAGUAGAUGCCUUUUUGUUCCAGCUCCUUGUAUUAGGAUAUCUGACAAACACUUCAGGAUAUGUUUGGAGAAAGUCUGCCAUGGAUUACUAUAUUGUUGAAACAUUACCUCUGAUGGUCAAAGACACUAACACAAAGAGAGGAUUGAUGACAUGUCUGCACCAUUGCUUGGAGAUUUUACCUUCAGUUAUGUGUAGAUCACCACAAGAGAGUUUAGAAAUCAUACCAGGUACUGGAGGGCCACUAGAUUAUUCUCGACAUGACAGGUUGUUUGAUUCAGAGGAAUUCAGAAGUACAACUUUCCAAAGACCAUAUCAGUACUUGAAGAGACUAGACACAAACUGUAGAUUGGAUGAUGUGAAUCCCAAUAUAUAUGAGGGAGAUAAGAAACAUUGCUUAGCUACUUUGUUAAGACACUGUGGAAUAAGAGAUCCAUCCUGGUCAGAAUUACACCACUUUGUAAGCUUCCUUGAUGCUCAACUGCAGGACUUUGAAGUUUCAUCAUUUUGUAGCUCUGUUGCUUUGCAAGACUUACCAGGAUUUCCUAAAUUUGUAUUGAGAUUUCUCAUACAAAUGUCUCGAGAUUUUUCCACAAGAUCACUGGUUGUUAGUGAAGAAUCACCCACACAGGUUUUCCAGGUGAUACAAGAAGAUGUAUCACAAGAAGAAAAUGAUGGGAUUAUAGAACAGUAUCAGAUGAGAAGAACUUGGGAAUCAAGUCCCCAUCCUUACUUGUUUUUUAACCCUGACCACCACAGUAUGACCUUUCUUGGAUUCAAUAUUGAAAAGGACACACGAAAUUUAAUUGAUCUGCAGACCAAUGAAAUUCUUGAGAAGAACAUUAUGGAAAAAAAUCUUUAUGAAGCUCUGGGCAGAAACAAAGUAAACCUUACUGAAAAUUUUGAUGCUCUACCAAGGCAUGACAAGAUCUUAAAACUGUGUAAUGUGAUGGGAAUAGACAUGGCUCAUGAUCCUGAUCCAACUUAUGAGUUGACAACAGACAAUGUCAAGAAGAUCCUGGCUAUUUAUAUGAGAUUCAGAUGUGGAAUACCAGUUAUAAUCAUGGGUGAGACAGGUUGUGGAAAGACUCGUCUCAUUAAGUUUAUGUGCUCAUUACAGCAACCCCCUGGAUUAGAAGUCAAAAACAUGAUUCUGAUGAAAGUUCAUGGAGGAACCAAAGCCUCAGACAUAAUGAGAAAAGUACACCAAGCAGAAAAACUAGCUACAGAGAAUGCCAGGGAGCAUCAAAAUAUGGACACUGUGCUAUUCUUUGAUGAAGCUAACACUACAGAAGCUAUUGGGGUCAUCAAAGAAAUCAUGUGUGACAAAACUUUAGGAGGCAAACAAAUGGAGUUACAUCAAAGAUUGAAAAUGGUGGCAGCAUGCAACCCAUAUAGAAAACAUUCAAAGGAGCUUAUUCAAAGAUUGGAACAAGCAGGUCUUGGCUAUCAUGUUGAUGCUGAGAAGACUACAGAUAAGAUAGGUCAUGUACCAAUGAGGAACUUAGUAUACAGAGUUCAGCCAUUACCACAGAGUAUGCUACCACUUGUAUGGGAUUUUGGACAGCUAGAUACUGAAGUAGAAGAGUUAUACAUUAGGCAGAUGGUUCUUAGAUAUAUAAAUAAUGGACAUUUACCUGGUUUACACAGACUUGAUACUGUUGUCAGUAAGAUUCUGACAGUUUCACAAGAAUUUAUGAGAAAACAAAAGGAUGAAUGUAGUUUUGUAAGUUUAAGGGAUGUAGAAAGAGUUCUACAAGUGAUGAGCUGGUUCUUCAAUCAAGCUCAGGAUGAGGAAUGUGUACUUUUUACAGAACUUCAGGAGAUCAAGAAUAGACAGAGAGAUUUGAGAGAAUUAAGGGAUGGUAUUGAAUACGUUGAUGCAGAACAAGAUGUAAAUGAUUUAACAAGAGAUGUAACAAGAUCACUAGUUCUUGCUUUGGGAGUUUGUUACCAUGCCUGUUUGAAGAAAAGGAAAGAAUACAGAAGAACAGUUGCAAGACAUUUCAAAGCACCACUGUCAUUGCCAGGGGGAGCUGAUCAAAUUGAGGAAGAAAUAUCACAAUGUCAGUCAGUGUUUAUAGAAAAUGUUGAGCUACCAGCAAACAUUGCUAAGAACAAAGCUUUGAAAGAAAACGUUUUCAUGAUGAUUGUCUGUAUAGAACUAAGAAUACCAUUAUUUCUUGUUGGUAAACCUGGCAGUUCCAAAUCUCUGGCAAAAACAAUAGUAGCUGAUGCUAUGCUGGGAAAUGCAGCACUCAAUGAUUUAUUUAGGAAUUUUAAAAAGGUUAAGAUGGUGUCCUUUCAGUGUAGUCCUUUGUCCACACCCGAUGGAAUUGUAAAAAUUUUCAGAGAAUGUGCUGCAUACCAGGAAAAGAAUUUAGAAGGAUUUGUUUCAGUAGUGGUACUAGAUGAAAUUGGUCUAGCUGAAGACUCACCUAGAAUGCCUCUGAAAACUCUCCAUCCAUUGUUAGAAGAUGGUUGCUGUGAUGAUGAAGAACCAGAACCAUACAAAAAGGUUGCUUUUAUUGGAAUAUCAAAUUGGGCAUUAGAUCCUGCUAAGAUGAACAGAGGUAUACUGGUACAAAGGGAUAUUCCAGACAAAGAGGAGCUCCUGAGUAGUGCACGAAAAAUAUGCUCUUCUGACAAACAAGUGAAGAAGAUUAUUAAGCCAAUGAUAGAACCUUUAGCUGUAUCUUAUACCAUGUUGUUUGACCAAGCUUCUAAAGAGAUGAGAGAGUUCUUUGGUUUGAGAGACUUCUACAGUUUGUUGAAGAUGUUGUAUGGGUUUGUUUUAAAGUCAAGAAGUAAACCAACAUGGCUGCAGUUGAAACAUUGUAUUCUCAGAAACUUUGGUGGCUUGCCAGAAGAAGUGAUACAACCUGUUGACAUAUUUGCCAGAAAUCUUGCAGAAGUGGUCACUAAAAAUGAGAAGAAAACAAAAUUGGAUCCUGAAUGUUCUCCAACUGGUAUGAUAAAAGCAUGUCUAGAAGGAAGUGGUCAAGCAGACAGUGAAAGUAGAUAUUUACUGUUGCUGACAGAGAAUUAUGGAGCAUUGACAAUUCUACAGCAGAAAAUCUUCUCCAUGCACAACGCUGAAGUGAUAUUUGGAAGCAGCUUUCCAAGUGACCAGGAAUACACGCAGGUAUGCAGAAAUAUCAACCGUAUCAAAGUAUGCAUGGAAACUGGCAGCACUGUGAUUCUGCUGAAUUUAGAAAACCUUUAUGAAAGUCUGUAUGAUGCACUUAAUCAAUAUUAUUUUGAAUGUUGGGGUGAAAGAUAUGUUGACUUAGGACUGGGAACACAUAGAGUAAAGUGCAGAGUACACAGAAAAUUCAGAUUGGUUGUUGUAGCAGAAAAGCAGGUUGUUUAUGACCGAUUUCCUAUACCACUGAUCAAUAGACUGGAAAAACAUUUCUUGUCCAUGAAUACCAUGUUAACCAUGGAGCAGGCUGACCUAACAGAUGAAUUGACUGAAUGGGCAGAGAAUUAUGCAGCCGACAAAUCACCACCUCGUCUUGGCCACAAGAAAGAAGAGAAAAGGAUAGGUGAUGCCUUCAUGGGAUACCAUGCUGAUACAUGUGCUGCCAUUAUACAUCAUAUUUGUGAGAAAAGAAAAUUAAGAGAACUUGCAAUUGAACAAGAAAGGGAUCAGAUUUUAAAGGAAGGAAAGUCAACAUUACUGUGGUGUGCCACACCAGCUGCUGUUUCACAGAAUGGAGGAGAUGAAAUGGAUAUUUACUCUAAACAUCAACAGCAUGAGAGUUUAAAAGAUUAUCUGUAUGAAAGGAUGAAAAAAGACCCUAAUCAAUACCUUUAUAAAAGGAUGCAAAAUGAUGAUAAUCAAAAUAUAUAUGCACAGAUUACUACAAACUCUAGAAUAUUGUCACCUGCAGAAGUGGAUGAUCUGUUAACAACUUUACCCAUUGACAAACAGAAUGUGACCUCACUAACAUUGCAGCAAUUUCACACAGAACAACAGUUCAGCAGGCAAAUCAGGUCUUGUGCUGAAAGGAAAACAGAAUCUGAUUCACUGCUGAUUGUUCAAUGUGAAUGUGGGGACCAAAAUGCAGAGCUGAUUGCAUGUGCCAGAUAUUCUAUACAGAGAGAACUCAAAAAUAUAAAUGAAGAAAAUAGUGAAGUCAAAUUCCAUGUGGUUCUUCUUGUACAUCUCCCUGGUAUUGCUGGAGAUUCCUUUACUGGUUUUCAGUGUGGUUUAUGGCAUUCUGCUCAUAUAGAUGACCUCAGAAUUUCAAAAGUAAUUCCAGCAUUUUGUUACAUGCAUGGCAAGACUGCUGGUGAAAUUCUUUCUGGUAAAAAGAAACCAGAAUUUAAACAACCAAAUACAAUAGAUGUAAAUGCAGAACUAAAAACAAGUGUAGAAGAUGAAUCAGAAUCUAACCUUUUUGAACAGGACGAGUUUAACAUUAAGGAGUUUAUCUUAAGUUGUAUACACAAAGCACUGGCAUGUUUGAAGGACCCUCCAACAGACUCUGCAAGGACGACAGAAAGACUGAAAAUUGUUUUAAAUCUUUUGGAAAAACAUGAAGGACCCAAUGCAGUAUUGUCAGGAGUUGCUGAACACACAACCAAGAUCAUUAUAGAGAGGGAAGAAAGCCACAAAACAAUAUCAUCAGUUAACUGGCUAAAUAUGGUGGCUUCUAAGUCAGAUAAUAUUAAAAGAGCUGGAACCUUCAGGAAAAGUGUCAGCCAGGGCUUAGAAUCUAGAGUGGUUCCAAUUUUAGCAGGAAUUGUUUCCUUCAUAGACACCAACAGAAACUUGGAUAUUCUUAUCAGAAAUGAUGAACAGAAACAAACAUGGCAAACUGACCUUUGGCUGCAUUUUAUUAAUGAUCCAGAAUUAACUCAGUUGAACUAUGCCACUAUUGUUUCACCCGAACAGCAAGAGCUUCAAGAAGUGUUUGUGAAAACAACUUCUGCUACAGGCAAGGUGUUCUCAGCUAGCAUGCCGUUCUCCUGGUUGAUUUACAAUCAAAUUGAUGAAGUGCUAACAAAUACCAAGGAAACACAGGAUAAUAAUGAAAGUAAUAUGGAUCUAGUUCUGAAGGCUGCAGAUAUAUUUAGAGACUUUCCUGUUGGAAAGCUUUUACUAAGUAUUGAUGGAGUUAGCACACAUGCCAUUCUUGAGUGUUAUAUCAGAGAUUUUGUACAUAUGGUUUACCCAGUCCAAACUGAGGAUGAAGGCAAUCUUGUAUGUGAAGGUGUGGCAAUAGGUUGUAGAAGAUUACUCAGAGGAGAAUAUGGGAGCCUUUUACCUUCUCUAUUUGGUUGUCAUGUUGCAUAUUCCUCACAAGCAGCUCGAUUCAAGAACUUUUCACAUAUUGUUUCUGUUUGGCCGGACUGUAGUGAAAAAAUAGUUACAUUGAAGCAGAAGGAUGCAAACAAUUUUCUUGUUACAGAUGAAGAAAAUACAUUAGACAUCCUAGCUCUUCAGUUAUUGAUUGAUAAUCUCAGACCUGCCAGAGAACAACUGAACAAGCCAGACACUAGAAAUGAAUGGUUACAAAAGGUCUGCCAGUAUAGACCAGUUGUUGAAAGGAUAUUUGGACAUUUCAAACAGGAUAAACUUAAUCAAGAAUUUAAAUAUGAAGGAAGAUGUCUGGAAGGUUUCAACCAAGCCAGGUACAGAUGGACAAGAACCUUUAUUGUCAAGUUAUUUAUUGAGAAUGUUUGUAUAUCAAAUGAAGAAGAAGGAAAAGAAGUUGUGAGGUGCAUGGCUCUUUGGACAAAAUUAGGCAGAAAAGAUACUGACUUGAAGGCAUUACCUACAUUUGAAGCAAUAGAAACAUAUCUAAAAGAGAGAAAUGAAAAUGUUUUAAGCCAUUGUUUUGGAGUACUGUUGAAAUGUUCAGCUUGUAUGUACAAGAUCAGCAGUUUUCCAGUAAAGCUACCAUGUGACGAUGUAUAUUGCAAGAAGUGUUACAAAGAUCUUAUAGCUGUGAACAAGCAGUGUAUGAAGUGUAAAGAACCACUGCCAGAAAACUUUAAUCCUGAAGAAGUGCAUAAGAGUGAGAAUUUAACGAAAUACACAGAUUUCAGAAGACGAUGUAACAGUUUCUUUAUGGAGGUUGUAUCACAGCUUUGUUUUGCUGAAGGAACUCCACCCUCACCUGAAGUCAUAAAGAAACUUCAAUCUUAUAUCAUUGGUCAAAGUCAUAGUGAGAGAGAAGAGACACUGGUAUCUAAGGAAUUAACUGUGUUUCAGGAUUCAAUUGACCCCACACCAGUUGUCAGGUCAUUCCUUCUGCAACAGCUGAUGCAAACAAGUGGAGUUGAUAUAGAAGAACAUCUUACUAUUUACUUUGAGAGAACAAGCCAGCUUGUUGCAUCAUUUGGAAAGCAGGAAGAGUUAGUAGAAUUGUGUCUGUUGAUUUUACAGUGUAUGGAGGACUCUAUUCAUCAAAAACAUCAGCAGUAUUGUGACACUGAAGAAGAAAUAACUGUAACAACAAGAAUGAUCAGAGAAGCCAGCAACACAAUUUGUAGCAAUGACAUUGGAAUGCUGGAAAUAAUUCAAAAUAUUGCAAAGAUUAAAUUUUCCCUAUCUGUGGUUGCACAUUAUGUUCAGAAAAUAUGUGGAAUAUCUCAAAGACGAAUACCAAUAACAAGUCAUUUAAAAAGGUUGUUUGAAACUGCUGGACAGCUCUGUGAAGACUGUGCUUGUCCAUGGCCAAGGAAAUAUUUUGUGAAACAUUUAUGCAGAAGUUUUGGUAUAGAUACUUACCAAAUAGUUAAAGACAGUUUUGACUUUCUUGAAUGGAUACAACUACCUGACUUGAAAGGGAAAGAGGUUAAAGAAUGUCAUGACAGAUACAUUGUUUGUGGAGACAAAUACAAAGCUAUCAGAGAGGCAGUUGUAGCAGCAGGAAUUAGUCAGAAUGAAACUGAACUUCACGAAGCAUUGUCAGUACAACAUAAAGAUGCUUGGCAGACAAGAGUAAUGGUUCUUUUAGCCUUACACAGAGAGGUUGCUAUGAACAAUAUUCACACAGAUGAACAAAAAUUUUCUGAUCAGGGAUAUCAAAUUCUAAUAGAAGCUCUAUCAAAGCAUGCAUUAUUUAAAGAUCAGGAUGAAUUACCCUCUACAGUAAUGAAAAAUGAGCUUUGGAAAGAUCCAAGAUUCAAUAUUUACUGUGAAAUGAACUUGAAACAACAAAAUUUUAACUGUUUAUUAACCCAUUACUUGGUUAUGAUGAUGGAAAUCCCAGGAGAGAAAAUCCUUUUAACACCAUUAAAGAACAUUGCUUUGUUUCCAGAAAAUAUGAUUGAUGCCUAUUUUCCUACUAUGCCUCAAGAUGAAGCUGUUUAUGCAGCUGAGGCAAUUUUGCAGGCAAGACACAGUAAAGAUGAGAACCCUGUUCUAUACCAAUGCCCAAAUGGUCAUCCAUACAUAAUUGGAGAUUGUGGACGUCCAUAUUAUAAAGGUUCAUGUAAUGUUUGUGGUGAGAGAAUUGGAGGAAUAAAUCACUCAGCUUUUAAAGGAAAUGUAGUGUUUAAAGGUGAUACAACAGCAACUGGACAUAUUCUUGGUAGAUCUGGAGAAAGAAGUCAGAACCAGACGGUUGUCCAAGAUAGAAAUCUAGAUAAUUCAUCAGUAAUACUUCUCAGAUUGUUAACCCACAUGUCUAUGUUUGUUGGAUGUAAUUUUAAGCCUGAGGAAGUUUUAAAGUCAAUUAGAGUAAAUCCUGAAAUACAGUUACCAGAAGUUUCUGAUUUUCUUUUGGAACACAUUGGUUUUGACUUGGAGUGUUUGCAUAGAAUUCUAGGAAAAAGCCAUGAUGAUAUAUUUUUGCUAAUACAUGGAAUAAUUGCAAGAAUUAUGGAAAAACAUACAAUGAGUGUUAUAGGAGAAGUAAUACCAUUGGAAUGGUGUCAGUUAACCAAGAAUGAUGCUAGAAUAAAAUGGGAGCAAGAAUUUGCUAAAAAAUACAUUACCCCUAUUCUCAAGAAAUUGGAUGCUAAAUUAAAGAAGUGUAAUGAUGAAAUCUUAAUUGACAAAAGACUUGGGUCUGAUCCUUUGCUCCAGUUAUUAUAUGAAACUGACAUUCCAUCAGAAAUGAUUGACAUAACACAGCUUCAGGACAUUCCAGCAGUAUGGUGUUACAGAGCCCGUAUUUCUGUUGAUCAUUUAACACAGAUGCUCAACUCAAGUCAACAACAUUGUCCAGUUUUGAGUAUCUUCCUUGAAGAGGAAUCAAUUCUUAGAACCCUCAGAUUCAUUCCAAGUAUUCAAAGACUUCAGAAACUGUUGAUGGUUAGAUAUUAUAGAAAAAUAGACAAAAAUGAGGGAACAACUCUACAGAUCGAUGUUAUUGAGGAACACAUGGAAAAAGAAAGAAGAUUAGAAGAAUUUAGAAGCCUACUGUGUGAUUAUACAGAAGCAUGGGAAUGUGUGGUCCAUUCACUGGAAUCUUACACUUGCUCAGUGAAUGGUUCUUUCCUGAGAGUGAAGAAGGAACAUUUAAGAAAAAGUAUAGAUGGCAGAACACCAGUUUCCUUUAUGCUUCCUACUCUCAGAAAUGAUGAUGGACUGUGUGCCUAUAUGUUGCUGAGAUUUUUAUUGGAAAAGCAGAACAACUUCUUGGAAAAAUAUUGCAUGGAAAGUCAUAAAAUGUUUGAAAGUUUGCCAAGAGUUCAUGUGAAGGACAUUUCAUCAGCUCAUCUGAUAAGUUACCAUCCAGAGAAGGACCUGUUAUCAAUGGUGUUGGCCAAUUGUAAUUACUCAUUUGAAGUUGGUCAUGGUACUAAAGUGGAUUACAAUUUUAUCAAUCUUGAGAGGCAGCUGAUGGACAGAUUCCUUUUCUCCAAAUCUGUCAUUACUGACAUUGAACAGAUUGAGAUGUUUAGAUACAGAACAGAAUCAACAAAUGCUUUAGUAUUUGAUGAAUUGUCUCAAAAAGUUAAACAGGAGAGGAUAACUACAACAAUACAAAGUCAGAUUCAUAAUGAACUGCAGACAAGAGAGUACUCUGAUUUAUGUGACAGUCUUGUCAAGCUAGAUAUUGCCAUUAGUUUCCUGAAGUCUGUAGGAUCAGAUCCAGACAGCUUAUUAUGUGACUUUAUGUGUAAAACACUUAAGAUGGAAAAUCCAUUUCCAAGUUUAAAGGCACAGCAGUUUACAAAAUGUAAGAAUACUUUGUCAUGGUGGAUAACAUUAUCAUUAGAGAGAGAGAAACAGCAAGCAAAUUCUAGAUAUAAUCAGAAUGCCUUUGAAAGUCUUUCAGAUAGCUUUAAAGAUCCGUUAAAGCAAGACCAAAUAACAGCAAUAGAAGAAAUAGUAAAUGGUUUAUCUAUAGAAAACAUUCAUAUCUUACUGGUUGUGACAUUUGAAUGUAUUGUACUAAGAUUGGAUGUCCCACUUACAGAAAAUUUGAUUGAAAUCAGUUUACAAGAGAUCCUGAUUCCAUAUAUAGAAUCAUCACCUUAUGAAGAAGACACCCUUGUUAACGAUACUUUAAAAGGAUUUAUUGAGAUGUUGCCUGCUGGAGACAACAAUGAAAACAGCAUUACAACAGGACAAAUUGUUGAUUUCUGGAAAAUUAUCAACAAGCUGUUGAUUUCUAAACAAAAUUACAUGCAAUAACUUUGACUAGAAAAGUACAAGAAAUGUAUAUUGCUUUUUAAAACUCUUUUGUCGGCUUAAAGUCAUGGAUGUAAAUCAGAAAACUUUAAAUACAAUGAAGAGGGUCUCAUUGGGGGGUUCUGAUCCCGGAUCCAAUGUUUUGUCAGAUUCCCGUAUCACGCUUACACUAUGUAUGUAAGCAAUUCUCAUUUUUUUGUAAUUUCCCGUGUCUCGCUAGACUUCAUUUCUGUUUUCACGGCACAAUAAUAUGACUUUCAUGCAACACUCUUACUUAAAAUUAGCAAUCACACGUCGACAUGCUUAGAUCCCAAUGAGACCCACUAUGUACGUAAGCAAUUCUCAUUUUUUUGUAAUUUCUCGUGUCUCGCUAGACUUCAUUUCCUGUUUUCACGGCACAAUAAUUUGACUUUUACGCAACACGCUUACUUAAAAUUAGCAAUCCCAUGUUAUGCUUAGAUCCCAAUGAGACCCACUAUGAUUAAGCUCUGCACCUUUUAGAAUAAUGUUAAUACAAUUUCCUAGUAGUUAUUUUUUUUUAAGAAUUGCAUAUUAAUUUUUAUUUUUGACUUGUAUAUGUAUAGCUAUUACACUGUUUCACAUGAAGGUAAAUAGUAAUUGUCAAUGGCUUGUUGUGAAAAUGUAUAUUAAGUUUUUAUAUAGAAAUUAUGUUUUUAUUGUCAAUAUGAUUAAAAGUGUCAAUGAGACAAUUAUCCAUAGAUCAACUGACACAGUUUUUCUUUUUUAAGACUGUUUUAAAAAAAAUAUUGUUUUAAGCAUUUCAUAUGAUGUAAAAGCCGAAAAUUUCAUUGUCUUUUUUUCUUCAUUUCUUGGCAAGAUUUAGUUUUUAGAUCCUAAAUGUCCCAAUGUAGCAUGACAUGUUGAAACUGCAUUAGGAUUUAUAGUUUAAUGACCAUGUAAAGUCAGAAAUACAUGUAAUAUGUUAAUUUAAAAUUAUAAUAUUAUUUAUAUAUAUAUAUAUGUCUACCUGUGUGAAUUUCAAACGCGAAUUUUACACCAGAACUGAAAACCUUCCAUCCUUUACAGGUAGACUUUACAUAGAUAAAUAAAGUCGUAUAAGAUAAGCAAAAUGAGUAUGUUAAAUUUGAUGUAUGCCUUUUUGUGUUUCUUGUUACAUGUGUUGUUUUUACAAUGAUUAAGAUGAUAACAUAAUAUUGACUGCUGUACCCCUAUUUUUGACAUUUUUACUCUUUGAGUAUGUUUGUUUUGUUCAUGCAUCGUUGACAAUGUAAUGGAAUUUGAUAUGACUGUCAUACAAGUGAGAGGUUUAGCUAGCUAUAAAACCAGGUUCAAUCCACCAUUUUCUACAUUAGAAAAUGACUGUACCAAGUCAGGAAUAUGACAGUUGUUAUCCAUUCGUUUGAUGUGUUUGGACUUUUGAUUUUGCCCUUUGAUUUUGGACUUUCCAAUUUGAAUUUUCCUCGGAGUUCAGUAUUUUUGUGUUUUUACUUUUUAUAUAGAGUUGCAUCAUUGCACAUGUACUGUAUUUAGUAUUAAAUAACAUCAAUCAAUUGAUGUAUGCUGUACAUGGACUUUAGGGUCCAUAGUAAUAAGCAUUAGGUCAGUAUAAUACAUGUUUUGUAAUUGUCAUCAUAUAUUUACAAUUUAUUAUUUCAUUUGCUUAAAUAUAUAUAUAAGUUUUAUGUGUAUCAAUUAUAGAUUAAUUUAUCAUGUUAUAUUUUGGUUUAACUAUUUUAAUUUUAUUUUUCAUGUUAAGUUUGAAAAUCAUGAUUGUAAUUAUUCUGCUCAUUCUGGGUACUGUAAUUGGCCAAUAAAAUGUUUGUUUGUUUGUUUGUUUGUUUGUUUAAAUGAUAUACAAUCUAUUUAAUAGGACUUCUGUAUUGUGUUUUGAUGAUUCAAAGUUGAUAGCUAAUGAUUUUAUUCUCUUGUCCAUUAAAAACCUAUAACCACUCAAACUUGCCAUUAUUUGUUGAAGGAAUUGUGCUCAUAUAACUAAAAUAUUGGCAU